This is a messenger RNA of Uloborus diversus, 2957 nucleotides long. It is a transcript of the gene Idh3b, whose product is annotated as isocitrate dehydrogenase [NAD] subunit beta, mitochondrial-like. Gene Ontology annotation, molecular function: magnesium ion binding; oxidoreductase activity, acting on the CH-OH group of donors, NAD or NADP as acceptor; NAD binding. Lineage: Eukaryota; Metazoa; Arthropoda; Arachnida; Araneae; Uloboridae. Gene Ontology annotation, biological process: isocitrate metabolic process; tricarboxylic acid cycle. The record is from RefSeq and is a predicted model, not a curated record. The transcript has a single exon. Gene Ontology annotation, cellular component: mitochondrion. Bases 26 to 1168 code for a protein of 380 amino acids.
ACCCUUCUGCUCUUGAUCGACCGCUAUGGCGAUCCGCAAAUGUUUAUCGGGUUUAUUUCGCAGCACUACUCUUCUUAAUAAGUUGAAUACUUCUGUAGUGAAAAAUCGUACGUUGUACUGGUCACCGAUACUCAGUCAAGAGCAUUCAAAAAGUCAUGGCAGAGUAAAAUGCACUUUAAUUCCCGGUGACGGCGUAGGUCCGGAGUUAUGUCAGUCCGUCAAAGAAGUUUUUCAAGCAAUCAGCGUGCCUGUUGAAUUCGAAGAGUUAUUUUUGAGUGAAGUUCAUCAAUCGAUGAGCGUAUCAGUCGAGGAAGUUUUGCAUUCGGUGCAGAAAAAUGGAGUUGCACUCAAAGGCACUCUGCAGUCCCCUUUCAGCACUCAUACUGGAGAAUUGCAGACAUUAAACAUGAAAAUAAGGAAAGAUCUCGAUCUCUUUGCGAAUGUAGUCCAUGUUAGAACUUUUCCUGGCGUCAAAACGAGGCACAGCAAUUUAGAUUUCGUAAUUAUCAGGGAGUCAACUGAAGGCGAGUACAGCGCCUUGGAACAUGAAAGUGUCACUGGGGUGAUAGAAUGCUUGAAAAUCGUUACCAAAGAAAAUUCUCAGAGAAUUGCAAAAUUUGCCUUUGACUAUGCUACUAAGCGAAACCGUAAGAGAGUCACUGCUGUCCACAAGGCUAAUAUUAUGAAACUAGGCGACGGGCUCUUCCUUCGUUGCUGCGAAGAGGUUUCCCAGCUGUACCCGCAGAUCGAAUUUUCGAACAUGAUCAUUGAUAACACCUGCAUGCAGCUUGUAGCUCAUCCUGAGCAAUUUGACGUCAUGGUCAUGCCCAACUUGUAUGGAAACAUAAUCGACAAUUUGGCCGCUGGAUUGGUCGGUGGAGCUGGUUUAGUACCCGGAGCAAGUUACAGUUCUGAUUGUGUGAUCCACGAGCCCGGAGCAAGACAUACUUUCGGAGAAGCUGUCGGAAAAAACAUUGCGAAUCCUACUGCUAUGUUGUUCUGUGCCGUGGGCAUGUUACGACAUGUGAAUUUGGUGUAUUAUGCCAACCUAAUUGCUGAGGCCGUGGAAAAUGUCUUAAAGGAGGGAAAAGUGCGAACAAGGGAUCUUGGUGGCUAUUCUAGUACAACUGAGUUUACGCAGGCUGUCAUAGAGCACCUACCGCAUUAAUCUACUUAAAGCUUAGUGUGUAGCUUUAGAUAAUUUUGAUAGGUAAUGAACUAUCAAAUUCAUAGACAAUAAGGAAUUAAAUGUAGGAAAUAUAUCAUGUAUUGUGAAACACUACUCAUAAGCUUAAAACAACUUAUUGUCCACUAAAAUUAUGAGUGUAUGUUGUCAAUUUUCAAAUUUUAAGCAACUGUCGGAUGGAUAUUCUAUUAUGUGUGAGAAGUUGUUAAUGCUUCUUAAAUAUCUUUGUUUAAAACUUGUUUUGAACUAUUAUACACAAACAAUAUGGUCUGUUAUGUGUUUGGAAAGAUUAUUCAGGAUUUACACUAUAAAAGUUAAAUGUUGUUUCAUGGUAUUGUAUUAUUUCAAUCUCUUCUCCAUUUUUAUUUUAUUAACCUGACAAUUCAAUUUAUGAAUUAUUGCAAGUAAGGUUACAAUGUAUUUAAAAUAUAUUAGUUCCAUAAAAUUAUUUUCUUGCAAUAUUGCAUUCAUUGAAUGAAUUCUAAAUUUAAUGUUAUUGUAUACCUAAAUGAAAUGUUUCUGUAAAAAAAAAAAUCUGUUUAAAAUUUUUAUAAUGUUUUUUAUUCGUCAAAUGUGAUCACCCCUUUAUUCAUUAACUUAUUGUUUCAAAUCACUCUUCAUUUAUUCUUUUAUGUUAACAUAUUAAUUUAUUAAAAGACAAAGCCAUGAAAUAUUAAUUUAUCUGAUUUUAGAAAUCAAAUGAUUAAUAGUCACAAAAGCAUGUUAAUUAAUAGAUGAAUGUAGUUCAAUUUCAAAUCAUUUAUUUUUUACUAAUAAUUUCCUGAACGGGUUUUUAAUGUUAAUUUGAUUUGUAAACAUCAUUACAACUAGCUGGAAAUGUUUAGCUUCAAAAUAAUUUCACUAAAAAAUUGUUGCCUCCUGCCUAUUUUCUUAUUUUCAGUCGAAAGCUUAAAUACCUAAAUAUAAUCUUCAGUUGUUUAUUCUAUUCUGGUUGUAGCUUUUUUGUAUUUAUUUUCAAAGUUGAAGUUUAUUUAUCCAAUCACUUGUGCUGAGAAUUUAAAGCAUUGAAUAAUUAUCUAUUCUCGAUUUCAUUUUCUAAAUAGUUUUAUUAAAUGGUGAGAAAUGAAGUUCAUUCUUUCAAUGCUAUUUUACUGAAACUAUUAUUUUUGCUGUAUUAACUGAUUUUCAGUACCUUCUAUUUCAAACUUAGAAAUUAUUCAGUAAAACACUUUGCCAUGGAAUUGGAAGGACUAAUUUUUUUGAUUUGUAAAAUUUGCCUCUGGAUUUUAAAUAAAUAAUUAAAAUAACAAUGUACUAACAACAAAGCAUUAAUUUCUGCUGUUACACCUAUGAAGAAAAAUAAGCAAUGCAGGGAUAAAAGAAUCUUUUAAGCUUUUCAGACUAAAUUUAUUGUGUAUAUUUUAAAUGUGAUAUGUAAGCUUGAUUUUUUAUUUAUACUGGAUGUUAAAAUAAGGUUUAUACAAAAAAGAUAAUAUAAGAAAUUGUCAUUCUUUUUACUGAAUUUUAAUAUUUACUUCCGAUAAGUUUUGAUAUUCACUUUUCAGAGGAAACAUAAUUGCUUUGUAUGACUUGAUUUUCUAUAGACAAAGAAAUCUUUCCUAAAUUUACGAACAUGAUAUAGAUAUAAUUCAGACUGUGAUGUUUAAAAUUGAUAACAUUUUUAUGUGUCUUUCAGAAAUGUGCAAUAAUGAUUGCAUUAGAGAAUCUUCUCCAAAUAAUACUGAUAUGAUAGUGAACUUUCUGUAACACUGCCAUUUCAGUGUUGGUAAAUAAAUUUAUCACAUAAUUU